AAAUGGCAACACUACUGAAAUGUAACAAUCAUCUGACCGAUCCCAGUAAUCUCUUCUGUGGUACAUAUUUAUUUACAAUUUAUUAUUUAGCUUUCUGGAAUAAUUUUGGUAAUAUCCGGUAUACGUGAAAAUGAAACUAGAUUCUAAUAACAAGAUGAUAAAUGGUGAGGGUGACACAGAAACGCCAGAGGAAGUGGUAGAUCCGCGCCAGAAUGCAGAGGAUCUUAUUGACGAGAUAUUAGCUGAAUUCACUGAGUCUCGAACACCUGAUCCCAGGUAUGCUGGAAUCCCUGAAAAUUUACUUAAUAUGAUACAGACCCCAAGACCAUCAGCAACUGCUUUUUCCAUCAAUCAACCUCCAAAUACGCGAACUCCAGCAAAUUCUUUCUCAGAGAAUGCUACACUGGAUGAUAUUGAUCCAUCGUCAGAUCUUGGAACCUCCAUUCGAAACAAAUGUAUGGAACUUGAGGAGAUCCUACAAAGCCUUAAAUCCCGAUUAAAUCAUGUUGUUCUUGAUGAAAAUAUAAUUCUCAGUCCAGAUGCAAAUUCUAUGGAGGCAGAGCUUGAGCAUGAUUUAGACACUGAUUGUCAAGAGGAUUUGUCUCUUCAAGAAUUUCUUGAAAUUCUCCAUUCCCAAAACAAAGUGGCACACAGUAGUGUAUAAUAAUUCUUUCUAUAUAAUAGUGAAGUUGUGAAUUAAUUAUUAUAAAAUAAUUGUAACUAUUGUAUAAAAUUAAUUAAAUCUUCA
This is a messenger RNA of Pieris napi, 748 nucleotides long. RefSeq lists its product as uncharacterized. The coding region runs from base 131 to 664 and encodes 177 amino acids. The record is from RefSeq and is a predicted model, not a curated record. The transcript has a single exon. NCBI's taxonomy places the organism in Eukaryota, Metazoa, Arthropoda, Insecta, Lepidoptera, Pieridae.